This is a messenger RNA of Diabrotica balteata, 3008 nucleotides long. The record is from the annotation of a GenBank genome assembly. Lineage: Eukaryota; Metazoa; Arthropoda; Insecta; Coleoptera; Chrysomelidae.
GACACUUGUCAACUGUUGUUUUGCAAUUUACAAGGAAGUAGUUUUCAUAAUAUUUAUUUGUGGGUUGUAAGUAGAUUAGAAAAUAUUUAAUCCAUGGGAUUUAAAUUAAAAUAAAUAAUGAAUAGACCAAAUAGAACAACUGAGGAUAUGUUGUGGUAUCAUGGAAGAUUAAGUAGAGAAGAAGCUGAGAAAAUUUUAUCCCAAGAUGACAAGAAGGAUGGAUUAUUUCUUGUGCGUGAAAGUAAUACUUCAACAGGAGAUUAUGUUCUUUCAGUUUUCCAUAAUAAUCAAGUUAGUCAUUUCCAAAUCAGAAGACAUGCUGAAGAUGCUUUCUUCUCCAUUGAUGAAUUCCCAACAUUCCAUGGCCUAGAAGUAUUAGUAAAUCAUUACAAGGUUAACCCAAAUUUGCUCUCAAAUAAUCUAGUCCUCACAGAAUAUAUAGAAAAAUUUCCGCCUCCUCCUAAUACUAGGAGACUUGGACGUACAAACUUGUUACAUCGAUCUACUGGGCAAGGAAAUUACACAGUUGUGAAAGAACUUCUAAAAACAGAUUAUCCACAGGAUGCAAAGAACCAGGAUGGACAAACAGCUGUACAUCUUGCCAGUAUGAAUGGACAGAAUGACAUUUUACUUAAAUUAAUUGAAUGUGGAGCUAGUGUCAAUCUUAGAGAUUCUGUUGGAUUUACACCUCUACAUUAUGCUUGCUAUUACAACUUUCCUGCUACAGCACGACUUCUUAUUCAAACCGGAAAUGCAAAUAUUCAAGCCAGAAAUACAGAAACAGGAGCAGUACCUUUGCAUGAAGCUGCUAGCCAAGGUCAUAAAACGGUAGUCAAAGAAUUAUUGUCUUUAAAUGCCCCUGCAAGACCUAGAAACAAUGAUGGCAUGACACCUGCUCAAUUAGCUCGGUUAAACAACCAUCCAGAUUGUGCUGAAAUUUUAGAAAACUAUAAAUAUACUGUUAAAAGUACUAACCGCAGAGAAUGGUAUCAUAGUACCUUAGAUAGACAAGAAGCAGAAGCGACAAUUAAGUUACACAGUACAAUAAGUGGAACAUAUUUAGUUCGAUUUAGUGAUAGAAAUAAAGAGGAUGUCUUGACAUUAUUAAAUGAUGAUGUAUUUUAUCAUUAUAUCAUCCGAAAAAAGGAUGGUUAUUUGUUUAUUGAUGAUGGGCCAUAUUUAGAAUCCUUAGAACACAUUGUUGAGUACUAUAGCCUAAUGUCUGAUGGUUUGCCUACAGUUCUAAGAUAUAAUGUACCCCCAAAACCAAAACCACCUGUACCUGAGUUUUCAACAAUGCCUAAGCCAAACAAAAAGAAAAAUUCACCAAAAGUAGCUCCUAAACCUGUUCUUCUUCCUAAAGGUGACGAGCCACACAACAAAUAUUUUCCUAGUCAGUUUGCGAACAUUUCAUUUACAAGUGAUUUUUCCACAACGAAUACGACAAAUAAUAAUAAUUAUAACGAAAACGAAAAUAAUUACAUCCCUCAGGAGAGGUUACAGAGGGGCAAUUUGAUAGGUGAAGGAGAAUUUGCAUUCGUGUAUGAAGGCUCAUACUUAAAAAGAAACGGAGAACCAAUGAAAGUGGCAAUAAAAAUUUUACACAACGACCAAAUGGAAACAAACAAGGAAGCAUUUUUAAGUGAGGCGAAGGUGAUGAUGAAACUAAAUCACCGAUGCAUAGUUAAGCUUAUAGGCCUGUCUCUGGGUCCAUCUCUUUUAAUGGUGCAAGAAUUGGUACCUCUGGGAUCUAUACUCCAAUAUAUUGAACUAAAUAGGGAAAGGAUUAAGCCAAAUUAUGAAUUUAAAAUUUGGGCUGCUCAGAUUGCCUGUGGAAUGGAAUAUUUAGAAGAGAAUCGAUUUGUGCAUAGAGAUCUAGCUGCCCGAAAUAUAUUGCUAGCCACUCCAGUUGAAGCAAAAAUAAGUGACUUUGGAUUAUCUAGAGCUCUAGGGACUGAUCAUGAAUAUUACAGGGCCUUGGCUGGAGGAAAAUGGCCGUUAAAGUGGUACGCUCCAGAGUCAUACAAUUUUGGACAGUUUUCUCACAAAAGUGAUGUCUGGAGUUUUGGAGUUACUAUUUGGGAGAUGUAUUCAUUUGGAGCGUCACCUUAUGGAGAUAUGAAAGGAUCUGAAGCAAUAAACCAUAUCGAAGCUGGAGAAAGAUUAGAAAGACCAAAAGAUUGCCCGGAAGAUAUUUAUAGAAUUAUCCAACGUUGUUGGGAGUACAAAGCCGAAGUUCGUCCUAGUUUUCACGAAUUAGUCAAGUUCUUUACAUCAGAUUCUAGUUACAUGAAUAUUAAAGAGUUAUUACCGAAGACUAACACCACAUAGUCCAUCAAUUGGAGCAAUAUUUUUAUUAUGGAACCAUUGAAAUCGUUUUGUACAGGGUACGGCAAAAUAGUACAGCUCAACAUAAAAAGUUAAAUCUCAACGCAAAUUAUAAUAUAAACUAUAAGUACGAUUUACGGAUUUACACGUCUUUAUAUUCUCUGCUAACAAUUUAUCCUUACUACACUACUCAUUCUUUAUUUUUCAUUAUCACAUGAUGCGUAUUAAUGACAUUUUGUUCUAUUUACAUAUUAUGUUCACCAUGAUUUUGACCGAAGUAGUAGGAUUCUUCGCUCUCUUUUAGUAAAGACGAAUGUUUUUUAUCUGUACUUUUUUAAUCCUCUUUUCAAGCCCGUUAGGCAUAAAAUUGAAUUUUUUUAUUUUUCUUUCACAUAAACUAGGGUCGUUACAUCACAUUAGUAGCCACACAUCGUUGAUACAAGAGUUGAUAAGUUUCAUGUUUCCUGGCUCAUGUGAUUAGACGCCUUUUGUAGUAUAUCGAUUAAAACUAGAAAAGACUGAACUUACGUAGUCAUGUGUGACAGUAACAGUAAGAUUAGAAUUGGUCGAUUUUUAUAAUAUAAAUUGCAAUGAGAUAUAAAUACGAUUAUAUAUUGUGAAAAUUUAUACAUUAUUUUUAUAUUCUAUUGAUGCCAUGAACAAUAAAUUUUUAAUAUUUU